Molecule: messenger RNA, 4331 nt
Organism: Neltuma alba
Lineage: Eukaryota; Viridiplantae; Streptophyta; Magnoliopsida; Fabales; Fabaceae
Product: cullin-associated NEDD8-dissociated protein 1
Exons: 30
Coding region: 292-3948 (1218 amino acids)
Biological process (GO): SCF complex assembly
Source: RefSeq, a predicted model, not a curated record
UUCAGCUUGUGGCUCGAUUGAAGAGCUGGCUCCGAAGCUAGCAGAACUCAGUGAGUCACACUUGAGCGGUUUCAUACGGAAGGAAAAAGGCAAUCUUACUUCUACCCCAGCUUGUGCGAUUCCUUGCGACUCGCACCGCUGUACCGACACUGCCUUUCUGUAGCAGUCUAUUUUUUGCGUGGUUUGGUCCUAGGUUUUUGGCUUCUCGUGGCAGUCUCUUUCGUCUGUGUAGACUGCUGGUAUUUGGUGAGAAAUCAUUAUAAGAGAUAUUGAUCACAUAAUCUAGCAACCAUGGCUAAUUUAGCUUUGACCGCGAUACUGGAAAAGAUGACUGGCAAGGAUAAAGAUUAUAGAUACAUGGCCACAUCUGAUUUGCUUAAUGAGUUAAACAAAGAUACAUUCAAGGCUGAUGCUGAGCUGGAGAUAAAAUUGACAAAUAUCAUCAUACAACAGCUUGAUGAUGCCGCUGGUGAUGUUUCUGGAUUGGCUGUGAAAUGUCUUGCUCCAUUGGUGAGGAAGGUGAGUGAGCCAAGGGUUGUGGAAAUGACUAGUAAAUUAUGUGACAAGUUGCUAAAUGGGAAGGAUCAGCAUCGUGACAUUGCCAGCAUAGCUUUAAAGACAGUUGUUGCUGAAGUUUCUACGAAGUCUCUUGCACAAUCUAUUCUUGUUUCUCUCUCACCGCAAUUGAUUAAUGGAAUUACUGGUCCAGGAAUGAGCUCGGAGAUAAAAUGUGAAAGUCUAGAUAUUUUAUGUGAAAUACUUCAUAAAUUUGGGAAUCUGAUGACAUCUGACCAUGAGCUCUUGCUCAGUGCCCUUUUGUCUCAGUUGAGUUCCAAUCAAGCUAGCAUACGUAAGAAGACUGUGGCAUGCAUUGCAUCUCUUUCUUCAAGCUUGUCAGAUGAUUUGUUGGCAAGGGCAACAGUUCAAGUUGUUAGUAACUUGAAAAAUAAGGCUACCAAGUCAGAGUUGACCCGCACAAACAUUCAGAUGAUUGGUGCUUUGAGUCGUGCUGUUGGUUAUCGAUUUGGACCUCAUCUUGGAGACACAGUUCCAGUGUUGAUCGAUUACUGUACUAGUGCCUCAGAAAAUGAUGAAGAGCUUCGUGAGUACAGCUUGCAGGCACUUGAAAGCUUUCUCCUAAGGUGUCCAAGAGAUAUUUCUUUUUACUGUGAUGAAAUUCUUCAUCUUACCCUGAAAUAUCUGAGUUAUGAUCCCAACUUCACUGACAAUAUGGAUGAGGAUACUGAUGAUGAACAGCACGAGGAAGAGGAGGAGGAUGAGAGUGCAACUGAAUAUACAGAUGAUGAAGAUGCCAGCUGGAAAGUUCGGAGGGCUGCGGCUAAAUGCUUAGCAGCUUUAAUUGUAUCCCGUCCUGAGAUGCUUUCAAAGCUAUAUGAGGAGGCUUGUCCCAAACUGAUUGAUAGAUGCAAAGAGAGAGAAGAAAAUGUCAAGAUGGAUGUAUUUAAUACUUUCAUUGAACUCUUGCGUCAAACUGGAAAUGUCACAAAAGGGCAGGUUGAUGUAAAUGAAACGAGUCCUCGAUGGCUGUUGAAACAAGAAGUCCCAAAGAUUGUUAGGUCUCUAAAUAGGCAGCUCCGUGAAAAAUCUAUCAAGACAAAGGUUGGUGCCUUUUCUGUUUUGAAAGAACUUGUAGUUGUCUUGCCUGACUGUCUUGCAGACCACAUUGGAUCACUCAUUCCAGGAAUUGAAAAAGCCUUAAAUGACAAAUCUUCUACCUCAAACUUGAAGAUUGAAGCCCUAACAUUUACAAGAUUAGUGCUAUCUUCACAUUCUCCCGCUGUUUUCCAUCCUUAUAUCAAGGCUCUUUCUGCUCCUGUUAUAUCUGCUGUUGGUGAGCGAUAUUACAAGGUCACAGCAGAGGCUUUAAGGGUAUGUGGGGAGCUUGUCCGUGUUGUGCGGCCACAAAUUGAGGGUUCUGGUUUUGAUUUCAGACCAUACGUUCAUCCUAUUUAUAAAGCUAUUAUGUCACGGUUGAUAAACCAAGAUCAGGAUCAGGAAGUUAAGGAGUGUGCUAUCUCUUGCAUGGGUCUUGUUGUGUCAACAUUUGGCGACCAUCUUAAUGCAGAAUUACCUGCAUGCCUUCCUGUGCUUGUUGAUCGGAUGGGAAAUGAGAUAACCCGACUUACGGCUGUCAAGGCAUUUGCUGUCAUUGCUGCUUCCCCACUAAGGGUGGAUCUAUCAUGUGUACUGGAUCAAGUUAUAGCAGAGUUGACUGCUUUCCUCCGAAAGGCUAAUCGUGCCCUAAGGCAGGCAACCUUGGGUACCUUGAAUUCACUUAUAGUUGCUUAUGCUGAUAAGAUUGGUUCAUCUGGUUAUGAAGUUAUUAUUGUCGAACUUUCAGCUCUAAUAAGUGACUCAGACUUGCAUAUGACGGCUCUUGCUUUGGAACUCUGCUGCACAUUGAUGGGUGACAGAAGGUCAAGUCCAAAUGUUGGUUUGGCUGUCAGAAACAAAGUUCUUCCUCAAGCCCUAACAUUAAUUAAAAGCCCACUUUUGCAGGGCCAAGCUCUUCUGGCUUUGCAGAAUUUUUUCGCUGCUUUAGUCUAUUCUGCAAACACUAGUUUUGAUUCUCUGUUAGAGUCGCUACUUGCCAGUGCCAAGCCUUCUCCACAGUCAGGUGGCAUCGCAAAACAGGCAUUACAUUCUAUUGCCCAGUGUGUGGCUGUUCUAUGCCUUGCUGCUGGUGAUCAGAAGUGCUCAUCUACAGUGAGAAUGCUUACUCAAAUUCUGAAGGAUGAUGUUACUUCGAAUUCAGCCAAGCAGCACCUUGCGCUUCUGUGUUUGGGGGAGAUUGGUCGAAGGAUCGAUCUAAGCGCACAUGAGAACAUAGAAACUAUUGUUAUCGAGUCCUUCCAAUCUCCUUUUGAAGAGAUAAAGUCUGCUGCCUCUUAUGCGCUUGGUAACAUUGCUGUUGGUAAUCUUCCCAAGUACUUGCCUUUUAUCUUGAACCAGAUUGAUAAUCAGCAGAAGAAGCAAUACCUGUUACUUCACUCUUUGAAGGAGGUUAUUGUGAGGCAAUCUGUCGAUAAAGCCGAGUUUCAAGAGUCCAGUGUUGAGAAGAUACUGAAUUUACUCUUCAACCACUGUGAAAGUGAGGAAGAGGGAGUUCGCAACGUAGUGGCAGAGUGCCUUGGUAAAAUCGCGCUUAUUGAACCAGCAAAACUUGUUCCUGCACUCAAGGUUAGAACAGCCAGUCCAACAGCAUUUACUCGAGCCACUGUUGUCAUUGCUGUGAAGUACUCUAUUGUUGAACGUCCUGAGAAGAUAGAUGAAAUCAUAUACCCUGAAAUAUCAUCAUUUCUGAUGCUUAUUACAGACGAUGACAGGCAUGUAAGGCGAGCUGCCGUCUUGGCUUUGAACACAUUUGCUCACAACAAGCCAAACCUAAUCAAGGGGCUUCUUCCUGAUCUUUUGCCUCUUCUUUAUGAUCAGACGAUUGUGAAGCAAGAACUAAUAAGGACUGUUGAUCUUGGUCCUUUUAAACAUACUGUGGAUGAUGGACUUGAAUUGAGGAAGGCUGCUUUUGAAUGUGUAGACACUUUGCUGGAUAGUUGUCUCGAUCAAGUCAACCCCUCAUCAUUUAUUGUUCCUUAUCUUAAAUCUGGUUUGGAUGAUCAUUAUGAUGUUAAAAUGCCUUGCCACCUCAUACUCUCGAAACUGGCUGAUAAGUGUCCUUCAGCAGUAUUAGCAGUUUUAGACUCAUUGGUGGAGCCUCUCCAGAAGACUAUCAAUUUCAAGCCAAAGCAAGAUGCUGUCAAGCAAGAAGUAGAUCGUAAUGAAGAUAUGAUUCGAAGUGCACUUCGAGCUAUUGUAGCCUUGAACCGCAUAAGUGGAGGAGAUUGCAGUGUUAAGUUCAAGAACCUUAUGAAUGAAAUAUCAAAAUCACCAACUCUCUUGGAGAAGUAUUACUCAAUCCGCAAUGAGUGAUAGAUAGGCGGCUGGAAUUUUCUGUGAUGUUCAAGAAAGAGUGAAAGAUGGACUGCCAGAUCAUCUCCAUAUCUGCAGUAGCCUAUUCAUAUAUGGGAAAAGUGACAUAUAAUUGAUUUUAAAAUCCAUUGAUGCAUGUCUUGAGUGUUAAAAACUAGGGACUUUGUACCCUAAGAGGAUCCAAUUGAUGGGAUCUACCAUGGGAUUACAACUGGUGCUUGCUUGUAUAGGAUGAAAGAGAGAUUUUGCCUUUUUGUUGUAUGCAUUUUAUAAUUUAGAUAAAUUUCUUUUGAUGAUUAAUUCUCUCAUCAAACCAGGCUGCUGAAAAACAAGCACAAAAAAAAAAAAAAAAAAAAAGAAGAAAUUAUGGAAUUAUUGGAAUA